Vitis vinifera (wine grape) is the source of this 4187-nucleotide messenger RNA. Its product is annotated as putative disease resistance protein At3g14460. The coding region runs from base 1677 to 3197 and encodes 506 amino acids. The record is from RefSeq and is a predicted model, not a curated record. The transcript is spliced from 3 exons. NCBI's taxonomy places the organism in Eukaryota, Viridiplantae, Streptophyta, Magnoliopsida, Vitales, Vitaceae.
GUAUGAUACAUAGCCAAAGCCAAAACCCCUUUACAGUAGGAUAGAAUUGCCCUUCUCUGUAGAAUAAGAUGACCUUUCUCUUAUUUUAUUUUUCUUUUCAAUUGCGAAUAGUGGGUGUUUGUGUCCAUGUCUUCUUGUGAGUUGAAAGGGUCACUACAACAACAAUCUUACAAUCUGUGGAAACUUUCCCUUCUCUUAUCACUUUUGCUCUCUCGCUUUUACUGAAAAUAUGUUUGUGGCUGAGGCAGUUGGAUCUUCCUUCCUUGGUGUGUUGAUUGACAAAUUGAUCGCCUCCCCGCUGUUAGAGUACGCUCGCCGGAAAAAAGUUGACACAACACUCCAAGAAUGGAGGAGGACGUUGACCCAUAUUGAAGCAGUGCUAGAUGAUGAUGAGAACAAGCAGAUCAGGGAGAAAGCAGUGGAAGUUUGGCUGGAUGACCUCAAAUCUUUGGCUUAUGACAUUGAAGAUGUGGUGGAUGAGUUUGAUACUGAAGCCAAGCAAAGGAGUUUGACAGAAGGCCAUCAAGCCAGCACAAGUAAGGUACGCAAGCUCAUCCCAACUUUUGGUGCUUUGGAUCCUAGAGCUAUGUUCUUCAACAAAAAGAUGGGUGAAAAAAUAAACAAAAUCACAAGGGAGUUAGAUGCGAUUGCCAAACGGAGACUUGACUUUCAUCUGAGGGAGGGUGUUGGAGGGGUGUCGUUUGGAAUUGAAGAAAGGCUACCAACUACUUCUUUAGUAGAUGAGUCUCGUAUUCAUGGUAGGGAUGCUAAUAAGGAGAAGAUCAUUGAAUUGAUGCUGUCAGAUGAAGCAACCCAGCUCGAUAAAAUUUCUGUCAUUUCCAUAGUCGGAAUGGGCGGGAUUGGCAAGACAACCCUCGCUCAGAUCAUCUACAAAGACGGCAGGGUGGAGAACCGUUUUGAAAAGAGAGUUUGGGUUUGUGUUUCAGAUGAUUUUGAUGUUGUAGGGAUAACAAAAGCAAUUCUCGAGUCCAUCACAAAACGUCCAUGUGAAUUUAAAACCUUGGAAUCGCUUCAAGAAAAAUUGAAGAAUGAAAUGAAGGAGAAAAAUUUUUUCCUUGUUCUAGAUGACGUAUGGAACGAGAAACCCCCCCGUUGGGAUCUCCUACAAGCUCCUUUUAAUGUCGCAGCACGAGGCAGCGUGGUCUUAGUAACAACUCGCAAUGAAACUGUGGCAUCAAUUAUGCAAACAAUGCCUUCUUGUCAGCUUGGUCAACUAACUGAUGAACAAUGUUGGUUAUUGUUAUCACAACAGGCCUUCAAAAAUCUAAAUUCAGAUGCAUGUCAAAACUUGGAAUCGAUUGGUUGGAAGAUAGCAAAAAAAUGCAAAGGUUUGCCUUUGACGGUGAAGACUCUUGCAGGUUUAUUACACUCUAAACAAGAUAGCACUGCUUGGAAUGAAGUGUUAAACAAUGAUGUAUGGGAUUUGCCAAAUGAGCAAAAUAAUAUUCUUCCUGCUUUGAAUUUGAGUUAUUGUUAUCUUCCUACAACAUUGAAGCGAUGUUUUGCAUAUUGUUCCAUAUUCCCCAAGGAUCAUGUGUUUGACAGGGAAAAGUUAGUAUUGUUAUGGCUGAAGGCUUCUUAGAUGGCUCCAAAAGAGGGGAAGCUAUAGAAGAGUUUGGGAGCAUAUGUUUCGAUAAUUUAUUAUCAAGACGUUGAUGCUAUCAGAGUGUAGAUAUCUUGUUGAUUUGCCAACAAAAAUGGGAAGACUAAUCAACUUACGUCAUCUCAAAAUCAAUGGGACUAAUCUAGAAAGGAUGCCGAUAGAAAUGAGUAGAAUGAAAAAUCUUCGAACGUUGACUACUUUUGUUGUCGGUAAGCAUACAGGAUCAAGAGUUGGGGAAUUGAGGGACCUUUCACACCUUAGUGGUACACUUGCCAUUUUCAAGUUGAAAAAUGUGGCGGAUGCUAGAGAUGCCUUGGAGAGUAAUAUGAAGGGUAAGGAGUGCCUUGACAAGUUAGAAUUGAAUUGGGAAGAUGAUAAUGCAAUUGCCGGUGAUUCACAUGAUGCAGCAAGUGUGCUGGAAAAGCUGCAGCCUCAUAGCAACCUGAAAGAACUCUCCAUUGGAUGCUACUAUGGUGCAAAAUUUUCAAGCUGGUUAGGGGAACCUUCAUUCAUCAACAUGGUGCGUCUACAACUCUCUAACUGUAAAAAUUGUGCAUCCUUGCCACCGCUUGGACAGCUACGGUCUCUCCAGAACCUCUCCAUUGUGAAGAAUGAUGUUCUGCAAAAGGUGGGGCAGGAGUUUUAUGGGAAUGGGCCUUCUUCAUUUAAGCCAUUUGGAAGCCUGCAGACUCUGGUGUUCAAGGAGAUAUCAGUGUGGGAGGAAUGGGAUUGUUUUGGAGUCGAAGGGGGGGAGUUCCCUCGUCUCAAUGAGCUCCGUAUUGAGUAUUGUCCAAAGCUGAAAGGGGAUUUGCCCAAGCACCUUCCUGUUUUAACAAGCCUGGUAAUUUUAGAAUGUGGGCAAUUGGUGUGUCAGCUUCCAGAGGCACCGUCCAUUCAGAAACUGAAUUUAAAAGAAUGUGAUGAGGUAGUGUUGAGAAGUGUUGUCCACCUGCCUUCAAUAACUGAGUUGGAAGUGAGUAAUAUUUGUUCCAUACAAGUGGAAUUUCCAGCAAUUUUGCUUAUGCUCACAUCUCUCCGGAAGUUGGUUAUCAAGGAAUGUCAGAGUCUUUCCUCUCUUCCAGAGAUGGGGCUGCCCCCCAUGCUUGAAACCCUUCGAAUAGAAAAGUGCCACAUUCUAGAGACCCUACCAGAGGGAAUGACUCAAAAUAAUACCAGUCUCCAGAGCUUGUACAUAGAUUGUGAUUCUCUUACGUCUUUGCCCAUCAUCUAUUCAUUGAAAUCACUUGAAAUAAUGCAGUGUGGGAAAGUAGAGUUACCCCUUCCUGAGGAGACCACACACAACUAUUACCCUUGGCUUACCUAUUUACUUAUAACUAGAAGUUGUGAUUCUCUUACGUCCUUUCCAUUAGCCUUCUUCACAAAGCUUGAGACACUUAAUAUCUGGGGUUGUACAAAUCUGGAGUCCCUUUACAUUCCAGAUGGAGUUCGCAACAUGGAUCUCACAUCUCUCCAAAGCAUAUAUAUUUGGGAUUGCCCGAAUCUGGUGUCUUUUCCACAAGGAGGAUUGCCAGCUUCCAACCUGAGAUCCCUUUGGAUCCGCAAUUGCAUGUAGCUUAAGUCACUGCCCCAACGGAUGCACACCCUCCUUACAUCGCUUGACGAUUUGUGGAUACUUGAUUGUCCAGAAAUUGUUUCAUUUCCGGAAGGGGAUUUGCCGACUAAUCUAUCUUCACUUGAGAUAUGGAACUGCUACAAGCUUAUGGAAUCUCAAAAGGAAUGGGGCUUACAAACACUUCCCUCCCUUAGAUAUUUGACUAUCAGGGGAGGUACAGAAGAAGGGUUGGAGUCAUUUUCCGAGGAGUGGCUGUUGCUGCCCUCCACUCUCUUCUCUUUCAGUAUUUUUGACUUUCCAGAUCUGAAAUCCCUGGACAAUCUGGGGCUUCAAAACCUCACAUCUCUCGAAGCACUCCGGAUUGUUGACUGCGUUAAGUUAAAGUCCUUUCCGAAACAGGGGCUGCCCUCCCUCUCUGUUCUCGAGAUUCAUAAAUGUCCUCUGCUGAAAAAACGGUGCCAAAGGGACAAAGGGAAAGAAUGGCGCAAGAUUGCUCAUAUCCCCAAGAUAGUUAUGGAUGCCGAAGUCAUCGUCUCGUGAGGAUGCCAAGUUUCAUUCAGGCGGUGAUCCAUGACCUCCCUUGAAAAUUUGGUGUUAGAUUGAGUACAAGAACUCACCACUUGCUGAGGUACAGUUGUCACCACUUGGGGAGUGAAGAGAAGGAUGCAUUAUGUGAAAUUUAUUAGAUCCUUGAUUGUAUUGUGUUAUGGGAAACUGAAGGCAUUUACAUUUGGUAGGUUGUUAACUCUCACAAGUCUUUGAUGGAAAAUGCUCCUAUUUCUUGGGAGUUCUAGAGGGGGUUUAGCAGCUUUCUUUUGUCUGCAAGGGACUUUUUAUGGCAUUGAAGGUUAAUUGUUAUCUAGAAAACCAAGUACCAGACUACAUUAAUCUUCACUAUGUUCUAGUUGGAUGAAACUUUCUAAGAAAAUAUUCUUAACAAAUCAUCAUUUAUAUGCUUUGCUUUUAUGUAGACUUUCAUUGAUAUUUUUA